Molecule: messenger RNA, 1533 nt
Organism: Colletes gigas
Lineage: Eukaryota; Metazoa; Arthropoda; Insecta; Hymenoptera; Colletidae
Gene: Zfrp8
Product: programmed cell death protein 2
Exons: 4
Coding region: 394-1452 (352 amino acids)
Cellular component (GO): nucleus; cytoplasm
Source: RefSeq, a predicted model, not a curated record
UAUUUACCCUUUCUUUGCAUCUGCGUUUUUCUAUUUACAAAUAUUAUCUAGUAGAUAUUUUUCCGAUUUCUAUUUUUUUAUUUCCGGUUAAGAGUUAUCCGUCGGAUACAUACAACCUACCUUCCUACGGCCAAUUAAAGAUUUGGAUGCCAAAUAUCUGUUUACGCGUUUUACGAUUUUGGAGAAAAACAGAUGCCAAGAAUAACACGCAUUACGAGCAAUUGGAAGAUUGUAUAAAACAGAAAGGGAUACAUUUAGUAAGCCAUAUUACCCUGAAACAGAACAAAUGCGUGUCUUCGAUCAUACAUACGAAAUUAGCCGUCAGAAGGAUAAACGUUUUAUUAUUUGUCUCUUUACAACAGAAAUAAGUUCAUUGAAUAUACUUUGUUAAAAAUGACUAUAGACUUAGGAUUCGUGGAAACGUGCGAAUCGUGGCGAUUGGAGAGUAGAUUCUUUCCAAGUAAAGUUGGCGGUAAACCAGCAUGGCUUAAUUUAAAGGAUGUUCCUGGAGAGAGAGAUCUUCAGUGUGAAUAUUGUAAGGAACCCUGUACCUUUUUAUGCCAAAUUUACGCUCCAUACGAAGAUAAUGAAACCGCUUUUCAUAGAACUAUAUACGUUUUUAUAUGCAAGAAGUUGGAGUGUUGUAAAGUGAAUAAAAACGGGAAUUUAAAGGUCUUUCGAUCUCAGUUACCAAGAGUAAAUGAAUUUUAUCCAUCUGAGCCGCCUAUAGAAGAAAAUGAUUGGAGAAAUGACAUUAGCGUAAAUCGAUGGAUAAAAACAUGUCAUGUUUGUGGAAUAUUAGCGCCUACUCAUUGUUCCAAAUGUAAACAUAUAAAUUAUUGUUGUCGCUCUCAUCAAAUUUAUGAUUGGAAAUCUGGUCACAAGGAGUGUUGUGGCAUUAAUAAGGGCACAGCGAGAAAUAGUUCACUUUUAUUCCCUGAAUAUGAAAUAAUAAUAGAACCAGAGGAUGGAAAAGAAGACAAUGAUGCAAAUAUUUCUGAAGAAGAUGAAGAAGAAAUUAAAAAAUAUGAAACAAUGGUAGAAAAAGGAGAAGCAGGAACUUUUCAAAACGAGGAUGUUCAAACUGAAUUAUUAAGUUUGGCUAAUCAAAACGAAGACGAAACAUUUUUGGAAUUUCGUUUAGCUACUGAUAAAUAUCCUGAUCAAAUUUUAAGAUAUAACAGAGGAGGAGAAAUCUUAUAUAUUUCGAUAGAAAAUAAAGUCAGUGAAAUACCAAAAUGUUCAGACUGCAAUGGAGAAAGACAAUUUGAAUUUCAGAUCAUGCCACAACUGUUAAACUUCCUCAAUUUUGAAAAUCCUCUUAAAUGCAUUGACUGGGGUAUUUUAGCAGUAUUUACAUGUAAAACAUCAUGUGUACCUAAAUAUGGAUACAGUACAGAAUACAUAUGGAAACAAGAUAUCGUUGAAAAUAAUCUAGACAAUGCGUCUUAGGAAUAUAAUAACAUACAUUUAAUUAGAACACUAUAUAAUUGUACAGUAAUAUCAAAAAUAUUAUAAUAUUUAGAAAAGUAA